AUGGUUAAUCCCAAAAUCUUUUACAGCUACGUAAGACAGAGCACACGGAACAAAGAUCCCGUCCCAUUGCUGCUAACUGCUGAGGGUGCGGAAAUCUCCGAUGACAAGGAUAAGGCUGACCACCUCUCUCAGUUCUUCCGGUCCGUCGUGACAAGUGAACCGGAUUUCUUCUCCCCCACUUGUGAAGACGAAGAAACGCCUGCCCUCGAAGCCGUCUUCUUCACCGAAACAAUUGUUCGGAAUGAGUUAAUAAACUUAAAAGAAUCAACCUCCCCAGGUCCUGAUGCAAUCCCGGCCAGGCUGCUGAUGGAGCUAGCUCUCGAAAUGUCCAAGCCGUUAGCCUUGAUCUUCCAAACGUUAUUUGUUACUAGAUGCCUGCCCUCUGACUGGAAGUCCGCUACCAUCACUCCGCUUUUUAAGGGUGGAAGUCGUGCGUCUGCGAAUAACUACAGGCCAAUCAGUCUCACCUCCAUCUAUUGCAAAAUCAUGGAGACAAUCAGUAAGAAGGCCUUGAUGCAGUUCCUCGAGCAGCACCGUCUCCUCUCCGAUGCACAACACGGCUUUCGAAGUGGUAGGUCCUGUCUCACAAAUCUGUUCUUUACGCUCGAACGCUAUACCAAAGCACGCGAUGAAGGCAAUGUGGUGCACGCCAUCUACAUCGACUUCAAAAAGGCUUUCGACAGCGUUCCUCACCAACGUCUCUUGCACAAACUGUGCAACGCUGGAAGUCUUGGACGCCUUCUUGUAUGGAUCCAGAGCUUUUUGGCUGGACAGUCCCGAAGAGUACAGGUCGAGCGUCAACAGUCCUUAGAUGUAAGAAUGGUGAGUGGCGUCCCACAGGCCUCAGUCUUAGGUCCCACGAUAUUCCUCGUUUUCAUAAAUGACUGCGUCAAGGACCUAGACUGUGAUGUCAUCCUGCUUGCCGACAACAUAAAUCUGUGGAAAGUUAUUCACAAUGCUGCAGACGCAGACCACCUGCAAGCAAACUUGAACAGGCUCGAAGACUGGUCGAAGCGCUGGCUCAUGCCCUUCAAUAUAAGCAAGUUCAAUUUUCUUAAACUCGGCAGCUUCAGAACCCCCAGCCCCAGGACUUACUUUCUACACAGCACACCACUGCAACAGGUUGACAGCCAGAAGAAACUGGGUGUAUGCAUUAUAUCCUCACUCAAACCAACAAUGCACUGCGCGAAGGCGGCUAAAUCGGCUACGGCCACUUUGCUACUCAUAAGGCGAGCAUUUAUGGGAUUUGACCCUGACUGCUUUUCCAAAAUAUUUGGCACAUCCAUGCGACCUCAUCUGAAAUACGCCAUGCAGGCGUGGAGACCUUGGACAGCCCAGGAUUAUACCGUCUUGGAGAAGGUUCAGAGAUGGGCGACCAAAAUGACACAUGGUCUGGGAGCACUGCCCUAUGAAACCAGACUGUCAAUUCUCAACCUGUUUCCCUUUUCCUACAGGCAAUUACGUGGUGACCUUAUACUAACAUUUCGCAUUAUCAACGGUCUAGACUGUUGUUUAGAUCCCACUGAUUAUUUCACCCAAGCUAACACGCCGCUUUGGAGCCCCAUCUCUUUACACUCUGAUUGUGGAGCGAAUUUCGAGAGCAGGUUAGUGCGCGACGUUUGUCACCUAUUUCAGAUCCAUAAAACACACACUGCAUCGGUUCACCCCGAAGGGAAUGGCCAGGUGGAACGAACAAAUCGGACCAUUAUUAACUUGUUGGAAGCCUUCGUGGAAGACCACAACCCACACAAGUGGGAUGCUCGGCUGCCAUACGCCAUGAUGGCAUAUAGAUGUGCGGUUCAUACCUCGACUGGCUAUGCCAUCUUCCUCAUGCUAACCAGCCGCCAUUUCUGGUUACCCUCGGGCUCUCAUUUCCCGCUCCCAGCCUGUGACGACUAUCAGCCGGAUACUUAUGUCCUAGAGCUGCAAAUAACCUUGAGGACUACACACAACCCAGCGCAAACCCAAUAGAGUCAGCUUACACACGACAGAAGGCUUACUUUGACCAGCCUGUCCACAGCGCUCUUAUUUUUCCCUUUUGCUAAUGAUGUACUCGAUUUAUUUCAGUAUGGUAAGCCUUUCAUGUAUGCCGAUGAUCUUAAAGUUGCAUAUCGAUAUAAGCCGGCAGAUCGUGACAUAGUGCUUGAGCUCCUAAAGAUCGACCUACAGGCUUUCGCCAAGUGAUGCCGCACAUGGCGCCUUUCUCUUUCCUGGCAUAAAUGCUCAGUCAUGGUAGUUGGCGACGACCGCCAACUUCAAUUAAGUAUUGAAGGUCACACCAUAAAUAUGCCUGGGGUUAUUAAGGAUCUGGGCGUAUCAUACUCCAAGAGUCUCAAUCUCUCGGAGCACUGUGCCUUGAUAGUCUCCAAAGCACGUAGAACGACCGGGUUUAUCCUCCAAACUUCAAAACUAGUGAUAUUAGAAUGCGCCUUUUCAACAAGUACGUUAGACCAGGCCUGAAAUACUGUUCGCUUUUAAUAAUUAAUAAUAAUUAUUUUUAUUAAAGACUCGUCGGGGUCCCAUCAAAGCAAGUAAAAAUAAAUUUGCAUGCGAAUUUUAGACGAGGUAGGCAAAAUCUGUACAAAAUGCAAUACAUAGUUUUUGAAUUAGAAGUCCGUUAAGAAAAAUGAUUAAACAAGGAAUGAAAAAAAAACUCCACAUGAAAAUUUAAAAAUGAUUAGAUUAAUUUUACCGAAGAAGAAAAACCCUCGAAAAAAAUAGAAACAGAACAAUGCGGGCAGGAAUGGCCUACAUGUGGCGGUAUAGAAUGGAUUAUAAUCGGACAUCGUCAGGGCCGUCAGUGUUUAGCCUCAUGCGUGCUACUGAGCGGAAGAAAAUAGAAUCCGUUCAACUCUUUUUUACGAAGAGAGUUUUAACCCCGGAACACCGACACUCGUCUUACCAAGAACAGUGCCGGCUUACAGGCCUUGAUCCUUUAUGGUUCCGUAGAUUACAAAAGGGACUAUUUUUGCUAUUUAAGCUCUUAUAUAAUCACACAUUUAACCCACUCACCUCUUUAAGACAUCAUGUCCACCCACGACGUAACAGUCACAUUGAGGUCUUCUUAUUUCUUCCUCUGGCACGUACUGUUAAAUAUCGUCGGUUUUUUCUGUAAAUGAAAUUUCUAUUUGGAAUAAACUACCAAUGAGUGUGAGGAUUCUGCAAAAUUAUCCUUUAUUUAAGAGAACUAUUACUCGAUUUUUGUAUUCAGAAAAGCUCCCACAAAUUUUGGGUGCUGAAUACACUGAUCGACUGUACCGUAGCGAUGGCGUUUGUGGUCUCUGAACACUAUGGCCGGCCUCACCAGGGGUUAUUUCUUUGGCCAACAGCGACAGCUGUAUUUCGGCGCUUCUGGUUGGACUAACCCUUACUUCAUGAAAGAAAUUGACGACUGAAAAGAUCCGAUACCGUGCAACCCCUCCCUUCGUGACGAUUGAAAGUUUGUCGUUAGCAGUUUUUUCUCCUGAACCCUCCAAUCCAGAAAACCACCAUCAAAUAUAUUUUUAUUCCUUUUCCAUAUGAGUUUUUUCACUGCUGGUCGGAUUAGUGUUUCACGCUUCCCUGACAGUGCCUGUAAACUGGCAUUAAAUAAAAUAAUUAUUAUAAUUAUUAUUAUACUUAAUUAUUAUAAUUAUUAUACGUUGCAGGCGACCUGGUACUGCGUUACCGACCGACUCCACCGGUGGGGACUUCGUCAAAAUUCUUCCAUCCGUGGGGGGCCCCUUCAACGUCAUUGACUCCCUUCUCCCUUCUACUUGCACCAUACGUGACGCGCAGUCCACCGUAGGUCCCGUCCUUACCGUUCACUAUGACAAGCUGAAGCCUUACAGGGGCCGGCUACCUAACGCGGCCGCCAACUCCCUACCCAUUCGCCCCAGCCCCCCCCCCCUACCUUGUUCCCCAGCCCUCCGAUGAGGUGGAAAGCACCAACAUUUCCCUCCAGACCGCGCCUCUGAGGACAGAGCCGCCUCUUAAGAGGGGGGACGUGUAGAAGGGCAACAUAACCUGUUGUUUAAACGUGACCUUGCUAUUCUUUUCCUUUUUUUGACUUACCUGUUUUUUAAACUAACAUUUUUUAGUGACCGCGGUGGAAGAGUUGAGGAGGCCAGUCGAGGGACCGCCCAUAAGGAGGAAGUUUGAAAGAAGCCAGAACUGGAUUGAUUACUACGAGUUGGCAUUUUUUAAUAAACAUUCCCAUCGCCAAGCUAUUCUAUCUGAGUAUGCCAGUAUAGGUCAGUAUAUUUUAAGGGUAAUAGGCAAUGACUUUGAAAACCCUAUUGUAAACGGUACACGCAAUGUAUAACUUUAAAUAAAAACUGUACUAAAAUGUUGUGAGUAAUAUAUACACUUAACACAAUAUUUACCAUUGAAAAUGCAAGACCGAAGCUCACACACAUUCGGUUGUAGAUGAUAUCGGUAAAAUGCAAUGACAGUCAUCCGCAUUAGCGGUAGGUACAUGCAAGGCGUUGGUUUGGCACCACAGAGCUGUUCUGUCCAGACAAGCGGUAUUGUCCAAGCAAAUAUACAUCUAGUCUUUGCUUGAACGUCUCCGUGGUAUCCGCCAUUAUUACGUCCUCAGAAAGCCCGUUCCAGGCACCGACGACUCGCUGUGAAAAACAGAAUCUUCGAACGUCCAGGCGGCAUCGGGAUCCUCUAAGUUUUAGGGAGUUCCCACGCAGGUUUGUUGUUGUGGCCAGGGUGAAGAAAUCGUUCAGGUGUAGGGCACAGUCCCGGUUCCUCAAUAUCCGAUAGGCCUGUAUGAGAUCACCACGAACCUGCCUGUACUCAAGAGGAAAGAGUUUAAGUUCACUAAGUCGGCAGUUGUAAGGUCAAGUCCUGAGGCCUUUCACAACUUUUGUCGCUCGCCUCUGAACUCUUUCUAGCAACUUAUAGUCUUUUUUUAGCCACGGGCGCCACGCUUGGAUUCCAUAUUCCAGGUGCGAACGAAUGAACGCUCCAUAUACUUUUCCAAAUAACUCUUUGUCUUUGUCCACGAAAGUUCGUUUAAUGGCAAAGAGAACACUGGUUACCGUUUUGGCCGCCCUAACGCACUGAGAGGAAGGCUUAAGAGUCGACAAAAUGUUGAUCCCAAGAUCUUUUUGUUGGGUCACAUUUGCAAGGCACCUUCCACCAAACAGGUAAUGGUGAUCCUCUGCGUCGGCUCUUCCAGCUGUUUUGAGUCGCAGCGUGACACACUUCUCGAGGUUAAACUUCAACUGCCAUUUAUCAGACCAUUCGCCUAGGCGGUUCAGUCCUUCUUGUAGGGCCCGUUCAUCAUUUUCCCCGUUGAUCGCUUGCCGUAGCUUGAUGUCAUCGGCAAACAUGACUCCAUUGCAGUCCAGUCCAUUCAUCAAGUCGUUGACAUAAAUUAAAAAUAGUACUGGUCCGAGUACAGAGCCCUGGGGAACUGCACUCACAACUGGCACUGGCGUUGACUUCGCACUACCAAUACACACAGAUUGUGAUCGACCAGUCAGAAAGUCCUUUACCCAAUUUAAUAGGUUUCCCCUUAUCCCUGACUCUCGGACCUUGUAAAGUAACCGGUGGUGUGGAACACUAUCAAAGGCUUUCUUGAAAUCAAUGUAAACGAUAUCGACUUUUGUUCCUGCGUCUAACGAGCGAGACCACUGUUCCGUUGAAUAAAACUUAUUAGUUAGACAGGAGUGAUUUCGUCGAAGGCCAUGUUGAGAACUAGCAAUUAAAUUAUUUUGUUCAAGGAACUUCAUUCUGGAUUUUUUUGACUAUUCUCUCCAUGACUGUGCAACAAAUACACGUUAGGCUCAUCGGCCGAUAGUUGUUUGUACUUGUUCUGGAUCCACCCUUGUGAAUGGGGUAUAUGUUCGCCACUUUCCAAUCAGAGGGGAGAAUGCCUCGGUCAAAGGACGACCUAAAGAUGUGCAAAAGCGAUUUGGCGAGUUCGCAAGCUAACUCCUUCAGAACUUUUGCCGGAAUUUAGUCGGGACCCGGAGACUUACCCUCCUUAAGCGCUAGAAGUUCCUUCCUGACAUUUUAUUCUGUGAAGUCGAUGUUUUCUAUUAUUCGUUGGUUGUCCCAGCAGGCAAUCCAGCCUCGUCAAAGUCCGUUUCAUCAGUGAAAACAGAUACGAAAAACCGGCUUAGAUGUUCUGCCUUAGCGUCAUUUUCGAUGAUAUCCUCAUUAUUUUCUCCUUUCAUCACUAAGAUCGUCUCCUUGUUCUUUAACCUACUGGUGAUGUAACUGAUGAGCACUUUUGGCUUAUCGAUGGCCCGUUCCAUAACUCGCGUUUCAUCCUUCUUCCGCGACCUGCGGAUAGCCGAUCUUACCUCGUUUCGCUUUCGACGAAACUGCUCGUAAUGAGAUGGUUGUUUUGUUGUUGCAUACCUUUUCCAUAGCUUGUUCUUCCGGUUUACUCCUUUCUUUAUAUCCCGCGUUAUCCAGGCAGGACGAAUAUUCUUUUUGACUCUCUUUGUCGGACAGUUUCGAUGCAUGAUGUCUGUUACAACUCCUUUGAGAGUGUUCCAAUCAACGUCCGGAUGUCCGGAAAAAACAUCAUUCCAGUCCACUGCCGAUAAUUCCCUUCUCAUGGCGGCAAAAUCGCCUCGCCGGAAAUUCAACCGAGGCUCAGUCGUAUUCACUUGUUGGCUGCAUAGGCGGUAUUCCCAAAACAGCAUGACAUGGUCACUCUUACCCAGCGGUGUUAUGGACCUAAGUUCGCCAGGGCUAAUUGGGUCUUUUGUAAGGACAAGGUCCAGACAAUUUGCUCUUUGGUCCGCUCUGAUCCUGGUUUGGAACGUGACGUUUUGUACCAGAAAGAGAUAAGACGUUAGUUUCAAGAGCCUGGAAUCAAAGGAAUUUCGCGAACCAUUUACUAAUAAAUUGUUCCAGUCGACCAUGGGUGCGUUGAAGUCUCCGGUUAUCAGUACUUCUUGGUUUUGUGACACCUCCUUAAUUAAUCUAAACAUCGCCUCGUCAACCUCAGCAGUUUGAUUGGGCGGCCUAUAUACGGUCAGGAAAUUCAAAUUAGGUGAGCCACGCAUCCGCAGUUUUAAACAAAUUGCUUCACAGUCGCGGGAAUAAUCGGUUUUGAGUUCCGACGCGAUGAUUCCUCUCUUGACGUAGACUGCUAUUCUCCCUCCUUUUUUAUGCAGUCUGUCCCGGCGAUAAAGUCGGUAAUCAUCGAGUGUAAUUUCGGCAUCCAAGACUUCGGUCUGGAACCAAGUCUCUGUGAUAGAAAUGACUUCCGGCUGCUUAUCCGUUAUCCACACUUUCAGUUCAUCUAGCUUUUGGAACAAACUGCUUGCACUUGAGGAUGUUGUGCUCAUUUCGCACUAACUUUCAGGACUCCAGUCAAGGAGACACCCGACCUGACAGGGACACUAAGGAAGCAUAUACGGACUGUCGCGUAGAGGAAAGGGGCAAGUCGUACCCUUGGGUAGCUCGAAUACUACACUUAUUGUAAAGGGGUUGGACUGCAGUCUGGCCUUUGAGGACUUUUGAAUUCGCCACCACGACCAACCUCCGAGGUCAACCUUUAAAACUGCGCACUCAGCAGGCAAGGCUGGAUGUGCGGAAGUUCUUCUCUGUUCGAGUGGCCAAACCAUGGAAUGCUCCCUCUGUAGAUGUUGUGAUGUCACCAUCGAUACAAAGUUUUAAAAACAACUGUGGUAUAUUUAUGUUGCGUAAUGGCCAAGAGCGAUGAGAAAUCGAGCUCGUUCCCUGGGACUCACUCCCGUUUCGGUAUACCAUUAUGCGCUCAUCUGAAUUAUUUUAGCCAAGAUAAUUUCCCUGUGCAUCUUACCCAGUUUUGCCUUGUAAAUAGGGUACUCAGAGGGUUAUACAUAGUUAUCUCAAAAAAAUGAACCAAAAUGAACAAAGACUUAAUGAAAUUUUAUAGGAUACCCAUAUAUUUACUUGAUAACAAUUAAUAAAAUGUACCGUAUAUCUGCAUAGACAUGUUCAGGGGGCGCAAUGUACAAAAUUCCAGAAAGCCAGCCCAUGCUCUGUCAUGUUGCAGAAGGUUCUAGAAGGCGCGGCGAUAGUCCCUAUAGGGGGCGAGCGCCAAAUUUUCCGUAUUUAUACGACAGGUACAUAGUCACACUUUUGCUUCUUAUAAAAAGUUUACGUUUAAUAAAUUAAUAUAAUUGCAAAAUAAUGGAAAUGUUCACAGCUCAAUUUUGUUUAACUUUUCGCCCUAAAACGAUCCCCAACCAAUCGCAAUGGCGGACUCAAUCUUGACGCUUGUGUAGCAUACGUUCCAGAUGGAUCAGUAGGGGACGAAGCGAUAGUGAAUGAGGAUAGCCUCCUCUUCUUUACAACCUGAGGAUUAACUUGAGGAUCUAUUCAAUUCAAUUCAAUUAUUUUUAUUAAAGACCCGUCAGGGUCCCAUCAAAGCAAGUAAAAAUAAAUUUACAUGCAAAUUUUAGACGAUGUAGGCAAAAUCUGUACAAAUUGCAAUGCGUAGUUUUUGAGAUUAGAAGUCCGUUAAGCAAAAUGAAAAUGAAAAAAAACUCCAAAGCAAAAUUUAAAAAUGAUUGUAGUAAUUUAACAGGAGAAAAAAAACCCUCAGAAAUAUAGCAUCAGAAAAAGACAGGGAUGACUGGCCUGCAUGUGGCGGUACAAAAUGGAAUAUAGUCCGACAUCAACAUGGCCGAAAUAAAUGUCAGCUGUAUAUGGAAUUGUGUAACGGAUUUCAUAAAAUGGUACGUAGGUGGGUCGGUCAGGACUGGCUGUAUCGCCUUGAAUAAGAAAAAUAAGUGCCGAAAUUUAAAACCAGUCUCAAGCCGAUAGGAACACAGAUGCGGUCGGUUUCAUUCAACCGAGUCCAUCCGAGCAUGGGGGGAGAUGCGACCAGACUACUAGUAUAUGGCGAAUAUAGAAGGCUUUGUCAAGACCGCCGAUGGAGCGCAUUCUGUAAGGGCACGAUGACAACCAGUCUCGAGGCGAUAGGAACCCAGAUGCGGUCGGUUUCAUUCAACCGAGUCCAUCCGAACAUGGGGGAAGGGAGAUGCGACCAAACUACUAGUAUAUGGCGAAUACAGAAGGUUUCGCCAAGAGCGUCGAUGGCGCGCAUUCUGUGAGGGCACGAUGCAUGAACUAAAAAAUUGGAAUAAUUAACAUUUCUGGUGAGGGAUCUUAGGUAGCGAGACUACUCAUAAAGAAAGGAAACGUGAACAGAUAUGGAAAUUUAAUAGCGGCAUGCUAAAUUCCCGGUGGCCCUUUCUCAGUGUCAUAGAAAAAGUUGUCUGGGAAGGAUGAGGAAAAUAAAAGUUUAAUCGAGUCAGUAUUCAGAUAAAGGCGUAGCCUUCUCUUAAAGGUGUGUAGAUUUUCUGAAGAUCUUAUAUUUAUUGGAAGGUUAUUCCAGAGGAAAGUAUACCUGGAAGCGAAAAAAAGGGAGCGCUUAGAGGUGGAGGACGCUGGAAGAGGUAUAAUUAGAGACGAGAUGCGAAGAUUGUAUGGGCGACUACUAGGGGUAAUUGUUGAAAUCCGAGGAAAAUUUGAACUAUGAUUAAUGCGAAAGAGGAGACAGAAGCCCGCUUCUAGUCUUCGAACCCAUAACAAUUUUAGGUUAAUUAGCUGACAUCUAUCUGAGUAGGAGAUAUUGACAUGUUCCCUAUCUAAAAGUUUUUUAUAAAAACGUCUUUAGACAUUUUCAACUUUUAAACGACUGGCUUCAUUCAUCAAACCAAAGAAUGGGCAACAAUACUCGAGAAUGGGAAGUACAAACAUACGAUAGGGCCUUAAUUUAAUUUCAGGAAGAUAGAAAUUGUAAGAAAUAAAGCCACAAAUCUGGGCAGCUUUGGCUGUAAUUCUGUCAGCGUGCGGCGAGAGAUCAAGAUUACUAGUGUAGCUUAAACCUAAAUCCUUGAUGGUGGUACAUUCAGUCAUAGGUGUUCCUUGAAAGACCACAGGUUGGGGUAGCCUAUCAGGUUCAAAACACAUAUAACGACAUUUAGAACGAGAGAAUUCCAUUAGCCAUUUUGAGCUCCAAGCUGAGAGAGCAAGCAAGUCAGCAUGGAUUUGCUCCAGGCAAUGAAGGCUCGUAGAUUUUUUGAAAGAAUAUACACAUUUGAGAUCAUCGGCAUAAAUAAAUGAUUGAGAAUGUUUAAUUGCGGCUGAAAUAUCAUUUAUGUAAAGCAAGAACAAAAGAGGACCUAAAACGGUACCUUGUAGGACACCGCUCUCAAUAGGACUUUCACUGGAAAGUGAAGAUCCCACCAAAACCUUUUGUUUACGAUUAGACAUGUAUGACCUGAGGAAGUCUAUUAUUGGACUGCGAAUUCCCAUAGCUCCCAAUUUAAUCAAGAGUCUUUUAUGUGGCACUUUAUCAAAGGCUUUACUAAGAUCAAAAUAAAUAACGACAACAGAUAGGUGAUCAUUACGAAGAGAGGUAAGUAGAUCGAGAAACGACAGAUGACAUGUUUCACAAGAGCGAUCUGGUAAAAAACCAUGCUGGGAAGGGCUAAUAACUUGAUUGGCUAUGCAAAAUUCGGUAAUUUUUAUGGCGAUAAUUUUUUCAAAGAUUUUGGCGAGAGAGGGUGUUUUAUGGACACCUCGAUAGUUCUGUACGUCAGAACGACAGCCAGACUUAAAUACUGGAAUAAUAAUAGAAGUUUUCCAAUAGUCAGGGAAGAAGCCAUUUACGAGAAAUACUGAAAAGAUUUUGCUAAGCAGAGGAGGAAAAUCUCUUAGCUGUUUUAUCAAAGAGUUUGGGAUAUUGUCCGUACCUACUGAGUGAGAGUUAGGAAGAUGACUUUUCAGUUUUUGAAUACAUUCAGGAGAUAAAUUAACGAAGCUAAGAGAAGCAUCAGACAAUGAAGGAAUUAAAGGGAUCGGAUCAGUUUCAAUGGUGAAAUGCUUGGCAAAGAACGAAUUUAAAAUUUCUGCUUUGCCUGACUCCUCUGUAAUGAAGGCAUCACUUGCACUAAGCAAGGGCGGAAUGACUUGGUGGGACUUAGCAGAUGAUCUCUGACGGAAGAUCUGAGCAACUGAUUUAGAAGCAUUCACGUCAUUAAUAGCUAAAGACUCUCUACGCCUAUCUCGCUCGAGCCUCAUUUUCGAAGCUAGUUCAAAUAUUUCAACGAUUCUUAGAUGAACUGAUAAUGAGCUCACAGAAGGAUCUUUAAACUGCUUCCGUAACUUUUUAAGUCUGUUUUUAAGAAAGUGUGGGAUAGCGGUGGAAUUAGCACUCGGUUUGAACAUCUUCCGAGGAAUAAGGUCAAGAAGACCUUCUGUUACGCAUUGUAAUAAAUUGUUGAAAAAAUUUAGAUCAUUAUUUGAAAAAAUAUUGUGCCAAUCAAGAGUGCAUGUAAAGUUAUUUACUAAGUCCUUGUUAACAUUAGCAAAGUCAAAAAUACAACGUUGAACUGUUGGCUUUGCGGAAAUGGCAACUGGAAGGCGACAAUGAAUCAAUGCAUGAUCACUUACAAAGAGGUCAUGAUAAAAAUCCAUAGAUAAAGGGAAGGUGCCAUUAGUAAAAAUUAAGUCUAAAACACUAUCGUUUCUGGUCGAAGAGUGAACUAAUUGAGUCAGGUUUGAAAAGUAAAUUGUGUCAAGCAGCUUCUGGAAUUUAGGAGGAGAAGUAUGUGUGUGCCAGUCAAUUUCUGGCAAAUUAAAAUCGCCCACGAUUAUCUUGGCAUCGAAAGAAGUUUCUGCAAUUUUUUCAAAGAGUUCACAAAGUUGGCUUUCAUUUCCGGAGGAACAAGGAGGAUUACAUACACAUCAGACUAAGGCUUUCCUAUUUUGCGGAAGGAUUACCGAAGCCAAACAUAAAUUUCCAGAGAAGGAGGAAAUGUCCAAGUUAUAAGGCGAUUGUGCAAGUGAUGCUCUUAUGUAAAGAAGGCAUCCACCGCCGCGUCUGUCGGCACGGUCCUGGCGGUAUAAACUAAGGCUAUCUAUGUUAAGUGCCGAGUCUGAAAUUAGAGAGUGGGCCCAAGAUUCAGUAAUGCACAAUACGUCUGUGUCGAACUCAACACCUACACUUCUUGGGUGUGCCAUCUUUCGCACGACAGAUCUUGCGUUGAGAGAGACAAUACUGAGCGUAUUCCUAAUAUGUAGGUUUCGCUCAUUGCUACUUAUAAAAAAGGAAGAGCCAGGGGUGGAAAAUUAAGCUGUUGGAACGGAGCAAUUGGUGGAGGACAAAGUUGCUGCGGUCUAAAAUUUAUGGGGUAAUUACUAGUUAGAGAUGCAGCAUUAGGCGGAAAAACAUUUGAGGAGGACCCAGGAAGAGGAAAACUAUUUUGUUGGGUUGGAAAAAUAGGAGACAAGAAAAUAGGAUUUUGGGAAUUGUUAGCAUAAUACGAGGGGUAGUUUAUGUUAGGUGGCGGACGUAAUGGUUUCGGGAAACAGUUAACAUCAGGAAAGGGCUUUAUUAUUUGGGGUGUCAGGCUAGCAACGGGAUUGGAGAAUUUAUCAGCAAUGCAAUAUACUUGCAUUUUGCAGUCUGAUGUGUAAGAGGGCUUCACAACUGUGGCGUUAAGUUGAGAAUUCAGGAUAGGAACAGGUAAAGACCUCCCUGAACUCUCAUCUAGCUUAUCAGACCUAACUGCAAGGUCAGACCUGAGUGGCCAGGCGUGGGAACGGGGUGGAUUUGAUGUAAGUUUAUUAACCAAAUCACUAUUCUGAGUGCUGGGAGCCGGUUGUGCUUCAAGGACUAGCUCAUCUUUACUGCUAAGAUCAAGCUCCCUUAUAAAUUUGGGAGCCGCAGUUGAACAAUCCUUGCUCCGUGGGGGAGUUUUAAAGAGGCUAGUUUUAACCGUCUCUGUGAUAAUGUGAUCAGUCGAAGAGCUAGAUGGAACUGGGGCCGCUGUAGAUAGUGGGCGGAUUUGGUCGACGCCAGAUGGAGAAACUGCUUUAGAGGAAAAAGGCAUUUGGGUAGAAUUCGGGGGCGGCUUUAAGUUUGGUAAUGGGGGAGAAAUUUUUCGUUGCAGUGGAGUCUGGUCUCGACUAAUAAAAAGUUUAUUUGCCCUGAAAUAUUGAGUUGAUCGCUCCAAAUGGGAGAAAAUAAAAUCCACUUCUAUCGAUGAAAAGAGUUUGACAAGAAUGGGUGGAUUCUUGCUCCUAGAUGAAAGCCUUUUGGCUUCCGCGACCCUAAAGUUGAAGCCGCAUGAAAAAAGGAAUUGAACGGCGACAUCAAUUGGCUGUCUACUCUUGGGAACGUUUUUUAAUAUAAAGUUGAAACUUCGUUUGUGCCUGUCUUCAGUCUCAGUCGCAACUAGGUUAAUGAGAUGCAUGAGCUUCUCACACUGCUGAGACGUAAGCGUUGGCAAAUUUCCGUCAAGAAGGGCACCAAGGACAGAAAAAAUUGAUCCGCAACGAGACAUAAAGUUUUUAAAAUCAUCAAGCGCCCCUAAAUCAAUUUUUUUUCAUAUGAACACUGGGUUUCAGAGGAAGUUUAGUUUCCUUCAGAUUUCGACGAAGGGUUGCUUGAGGUUUCAUGCCGAAAACGCACUACAAGACUUAUGUCCAAAUAUUUAUAUGAAUAAUAACUGCCGAAACUUCGAGGAUAUAUGGAUGAGGUUAUGUAUGAUGAAACGAUUUAUGAAAGCUGCAAAUAUUGGUGGAUCAGACAGCACAAUUUAUACUAAGCAAGUUUUACUCAAUACCAGAAUGUAAACUAGAAAAAAAACGGGCAAAUGACAAUUUCGUAGGUGGUAAAACAGAACUAUGAAUAAAUCUGAAUUGGAUAAUGAGGCUAUGUAGGAUAAGAUAGAUAACAGUAUAAUUCUCAAUAAACUGACGAUGAAAGCCGUCAGUGGAGACAGUUUAUCGUUUAACAUAUAAUGUUAGUCUAUAUUUUUACGAGGAAAACCUUUUGUUUAUGCAGGUAAGACUUGAUAGGAUUGAGGCUAUGUUGGGUGAAAAACUGCGACAAUAGAUUUCCGCUUUAUGACAAAUCGCAGAAACACGACAGGAAGCGAAGAAGACUUAUGACAAAAAAUAGAAAAUUUCGUCAGGUCUACACUGGAAAACUGUGCAAGGGACUAAGAAAUUGAAUCCAAAAAUAUAACUUUCACUUAUCUUUUCAAAAAUCUGAACAUGGGACGUCCAACAUUCUUCACAGGCAGACUCAAGCACAUCAGAGUUGGGCGCUAGGAGGUCGAAAGAGUGUAGUUAGGCGCCGAAGAUAAAGUUUAUUGUAACAGAGUAUAUACACGUGUGUAACGUCAGUAGAAAACGAAUAACGAAUUGAACAUAGGAACCAACAAGGUAGAUGACGUCAAGAAAAUAUGUACAUAUAUCAGGAUAGAGGGUUAACCCGGAAAUAGACAAAGGGCGCAAAACAAAAUGUAACAAUGAUCAACAAAAGAACAAACAUGUAACAAACAAGGGUGGUACUUAUCGGGUACACAGUUCAGUGGCUUUGUUCGUGCCCAUGUGGUGAGAUUGGUCCGGGGAUCUCUACAAGAUGAGUAUUCACUUGAUUAUUAAAACAAGGUCAGGUGCCUAUGCUCUAUUUAAGCUGUACACUUGAAGAGGCUAUAAACACGACGAAAACCAGUCUCCGGCUACUCCAUGACAGGCCGCCGCUCUUCGGACGUGGGACCUCUGUCUCCGUCUUCACCGAAUCGCAGUGCUCUCCGCCAACUGCCCGUGGACAACCAUCUUGCCCUAGCUUGUUUUUGUAAUUAUGUUCCCACUUAAUUUUUCCAUGUACAUAGGUGCUUCAGUAUAGUAAGUACCAGCGACUGUCUUGUCCUGUCGUGCCUCGUUGAUUUCGCACUACUUAUCCCUCCUUUUACAUACUGAAUCAUAUUAAACAAUUGAUCCAAAGUACUGACGUCAUUGAAGCCCAUGCCUAUCCACCGAAGAAGUGAGACGUGUCCUCAGUUAAAUUAAACUGGCCGAGUCCCCUGGACCCGACGAAAUUCGUGGACUGAUGCUUAAGGAACUAUCAAGGGAGCUGCAACGUCGUGUAACAGAGCUGGUGAAUGGUUUAAGAAACCAAUCUUACAAAGAAAGACCGGAUUGCCUUAAUUUAUUCCCUCUGUGUCAAAGGCAGCGACGAGGCGAUCUUAUCCUGGUUUAUAGGAUAAUACAUGGCCUUGAGCAUGACUCUGCUUCGGAGAAAUGUUUCAGUGACACCUUUCACCCAGUCUUCGUGAUCAUUCGAUGAAGUUACGGGCAAAAAUGUCCGGAAUCAGUCUUCGUUCUGAAUUUUUCACACAAAGUGUAGUGGAGGAAUGGAACUAUAUCCCUUAAUAAGUCGUGGAGGUGGCGUCCCUGCAGCUCUUCGAGAACCGCAUGGAUGAUUAUUUGCGUUCCCUGUUUUCCCUCGAAAUUCUAAACCUGAUCUAAAUACUCCGCGGUCGCAGGGAUUUUUUCCUUGAAUCAAUGCUACUCAAGUAAAUCAAGUACUGCUUUGUUUAUGAGGAUUUUCAUCGUUCUUGUACAGUUGUACGUUGCGUGUUUACAUGUAAUCGACAGGAAAUUCAGAGGUCUUGCCUAUUAUCCUUUCCAAAUAAAGUGAAACUAAACUGAACUGGACAUAUGCGUUUAUGACUGGCUGGGUUGCAAUGAUUUGGGCAAUCUAAAAGAAGGCAGCGGACCUUUAAAUGGGACAAAGGUCCCUUUCGUGUGAGACAAAGACGGAUUCAGUCUCAGAUCAUGUCGUUCUUGCGUAAUUUCUCUGCUUAUUCAACUGGAAAACACGGACGACUAAGUCGAUUUGAGAGUUUUAUUUAACGCCAGUUUACAGGCAUUAUCAAGGGAAGCGUUAAACACAAAUCCGGCCAGCAGUGAAAAAAUCUCCCGAGGUAAAGGAAUAAAAAUAUAGUUGAUGGUGGUUUCUAUAAUUUGGAGGGUUCAGGAGAAAAAAACUGCUGGCGGCAUACAUUCGAUCGUCAAGAAGGGUGAGGGGAAGGGGGGGUUGCACGGUAUCGGAGAUUGGAGAAGCUAUUCGUCUAAGUGAUUUAGACGGAAUCGCUGACACUAUAUGAGGGUUGUCAGGAGUAAAAAGCGGAAACUGUAGCCACUGCUAUUUGAGAGUCAGACCAAGACCUGAGGAGAGGGCUUAAGUUGGGAGGAAAAAUAGAAGUGCGGGAGAUAAUUGAAUCGGAGUUCCAGUGCUAGGAGAAACUGACCGCAGGGUUAGCAUCAUGGCCCGACUGGUGAGUCUUUGACUGGAAAGUCAAGAACUGGUUUAUAAAGAGAGACCUAAUUCCCUGUUUAUUUUACGGAGAGUCGCCAGAAAAAAAUUUGUCUUCCUAGAUAAUUUGAUAUACGUCCACCAUGUGAAAAUGUCGAAUCAAUCUCGACUACCGCAAAGAGCUUAGUUUAAGUCAUUUUAUUAAGGGAAUGAGACUUUCGCCCUUGAGCUCCCUAUUCAUAUCGAUAGAGAGAAAUAAAGUCAUUAAUUACAACAGCAAAUGCAGAAAGUUCAAAAGUUAGCGGUAAGUGUGAGCAAGGCGCAAACUGCCGCCGCUAAAGCAAUCCUGAUUAGAUGUGCAAAAGUUUCUCAACAAAUGAGGAUCUAGUCUACACUCAAAGGAUUGGACACUUUCGGAAAGAACUACCGCAUCAGGGAGUCCGUUCCAUGACCCGAUGACUCUGUGAGAGAAGGCGUUCCGUCGGACGUCCGAAUGAGCCAGCUUCCUCAGCAGUUUGAAGGGAUGACCACGCAGGCGGUCAGUCCCGGCCAAUUCGAAGAAUUCAUCAAAGUCUAGGGAACACUCACGACCUCUGACAAUCCUGUAGGUUUGAAAGAGAUCGCCGCGUAGUUGCCUGUAAUUUAGAGGAAACAUAUUUAGUUCGGUCAGUCUGGUUUCGUAAGGCAGAUGAUUAAGAUUCUUGACCAUCUUCGCAGCCAUCGCCUGUACUCUUUCCAGUCGUUGAUAAUCUUUCUUCAACCACCUUCGCCAGGCCUGGACUGCAUACUCUAAGUGAGACCGGACGAAUGCCCCAAAGGUUUUUCCGAAAAACUCUUUAUCAAUCUGCACAAAUCCUCGCCCCAGCGCAAAUAACACCCUUAUCGCACUUUUGGCUGCCCUCUGACACUGUGAUGAUGGUUUCAGCGAGGAGGUCAUUAGGACGCCCAGGUCUUUCUGUUCCACAAUAUUUGAAAGGGACGGACCACCAAGGACGUAUUGAAAGGAAUCGUCCUCCUUACUGGUCUUUUUGGUGCGGAGUCUCAGGACCACACAUUUGUCCACAUUAAAAUUAAGGAGCCAGCGAGCUGACCAACUGUUCAGGCGGUUAAGACUGCCUUGAAGCGCGUGUCUGUCUGCGUCAGAUCUGAUAGAUCCUCGUCGAAUUCACUCGAGCAAAUGAAGUAAGCAGGAACAUCAGUUGGCUGUCCGGAUCUGGGAACACUUUUUAAAAGAAAGCUAUUUUGCCUUUUCUAUCUAUGAAAUGUUUCAUUGGCAACCAAUGUAAUGGAUGAUAAAUUAAAAGCAGCGCUAGAGUUCCACGCCCAAAUUUUCACAUUUUUGUGGACCUCUUCGAAUUAUUCCGGCCGAAAUGAUUCCCCGUAUGCUGCACCUAGUUUUACAUUUAAAAAGGACACUCAUGAUUAUUUUUCAGUUCAGUUCAGUUCAGUUUAUUGAGGGGAAUAGGCGUGAGCCUUUGAGUACCCUAUUUGCAACGUAAAAAAUGUGUGGUGUACAGAUAGAUGUUCUGGGCUGAAAUAGUUCGAACACGCCCAUAAUGGUGGGACAAAAUGAGAAGGAGUUACAGGGGGUGAGGUCGAAUUCUCAUCGCUCUUGGCCAUUUCGGAACAUAAAUAUGUCCAGAUUCUUCUUAAAACUUUGUAUAGAUGGUGACAUCACAACAUCUGCGGGAAGCUCAUUCCAUGGUUUGACCACCCAAACCGCGAAGGAGAACUUCCGCACAUCCAGCCGUGCCUGCUGAGUGCGCAGUUUUAACGGGUGACCUCGGAGGUUGGUCGUGGUAGCAAAUUUAAAAAAGGCCAGACUGCAAUCCAACGCCUUUAUAAUGCGGAAGGCUUGCAAGAGAUCUCUGCGAAGUUGCCUGUAACUCAAAGGAAAGAGGUUCAGAUUUACUAGGCGGGUUGCAUAAGGAAAGGAACUUUGACCCCUAACCGUCUUCGUGGCUCUCCUCUGGACUCUUUUGAGGCAGUUUUGAUCCUCAACACCCCACGGUCCCAGUACUGAACCCUGGGGGCCACCACUAUCGACCGUAGCCGGAUCUGAUUUUCCCCGAUCGAUGCAGACAACCUGGUGUCGACCCACAAGGAAGUUUUCGAUCCCUUUACGGAAGUUGCCACCGAUCCCUAUUUUUUUCAGCUUAUGUAAGAGCCUUUGGUGUGGCACAGUGUCGAACGCCUUCUGGAAGUCGAUGAAGGCUAUGUGGACCGCGUGCCUUUCGUCGAGAGCUCGGGUCCAGCUCUGGAGAGAUUGCAGCAAGUUUGUCGUGCAGGAUCUUCCUUUCCGGAACCCAUGUUGGCAGUUCGAUAGCAGGCCGUGAACUUCCAGGAAUUGCAUCACUACACUCUUUAUGAACCUUUCCAUAACUUUGCAGAGAAUGCGUGUCAAGCUUAUGGGCUUGUAGUUUGUCGUCGCUGCCCUGUUACCUCCUUUGUGUAGCGGAGUAAUAUGCGCCAGCUUCCAAUCGAUAGGAAGUGUUCCAGUGUCAAAUGACGUUUGAUAGAGCAUCGACAAAGGCACAGAAAGCUCACUGGCAAGUUCCUUGAGAAGGUUGGAUGGAAUCUCGUCUGGUCCUGGCGACUUCGAUUCGUUCAAUGCCUCUAAUUCUCUUCGGACAAUGCCUUCUGAGAAGAGUAUAUCACUGACGCUUGGAGUCGGCAGUUCUUCUGUGGAGGGAGGAAGGAACCUUGCCUCGUUUGUGUAGACUGAUUGGAAAAUCCGUGAAAAAUACGCAGCUUUAUCCCUUCUAUCAGCGAUGUCAACGCCAUCAGUAGUCUUUAUCAAGGGGAUUUGGCGCCUGUUCCUUGUACUUUGUCGGAGGUAGCUGUAGAGCAAUUUUGGGUUCUGCGUUGCUUUUUGUAGCAAGUUCUUCUCGAAUUCCCGCCGCGUCUUCAUUAUCAGCUUCCUCAGUUUCUUCCUCUGUGUCUUGUAGGUGUUGAAGCAUUCAGCUUGUCUAGUGACGCAGUAUUUUCUCCACAAUUUGUGCUUCCUGCUGAUUUCUUUCUUGAGGUUGCUAUUUAGCCACCCAGGGCGUUUGUUCAGUCUUACACUAGUCAGUGGGCAGUGGUUGUUGAUGAGCUGCAGAAGGACAUUCUUGAACAGCUCCCAAUCAUCGUUGGCACUUUCCGUAAACAAUGAGCCCCCGUCAAGACCGGAUAAGUCUGCCCUCAUCUGAUUGAAGUCGCCCCGCCAAACAUUACGUCUUUUGUGGUCUGGAGUAUGUGAAAUUGAGUGAACUGAACAUUAUUUACGGGUUCUGUCGGACCCUCGCUUAUGCGAGUUUUAGGUUUCUACAUGCUCUCGUACUUUCUUAAAAAAGAAGCAAUUUUAGUAUUAAAUUAUCAGUGCACAAGUUUAUUAAGAGUACUUUCUUUUAAUUGACACGACUUGCCGCAUUUGACCUGUGCGCCAUUUCCGAAAUUUCAAUACCUAAAGAUGUCUGGCAGGGGCAAGGGAGGAAAGACGUCUUCGAAAAACCGCAAGUCCAGGUCUGCCAGGGCAGGCUUGCAGUUCCCCGUUGGUCGUGUUUACCGACUUCUACGUUCUGGAAACUAUGCGGAAAGAGUCGGUGCGGGUGCUCCUGUCUACCUUGCAGCCGUUUUGGAGUAUCUCACCGCCGAGGUACUGGAGUUGGCAGGUAAUGCUGCCCGUGAUAACAAAAAGACCCGCAUUAUCCCACGGCACCUGCAGCUGGCUAUAAGGAAUGACGAGGAACUUAAUAAACUUCUCGGAACCGUGACCGUUGCUCAGGGCGGUGUUUUACCAAAUAUCCAGAGCGCCUUAUUACCAAAGAAGAGCGGAACCAUCGCAGCAAAGAAGACGCAAUCCCAAGAGUACUAG
Spirometra erinaceieuropaei is the source of this 19919-nucleotide messenger RNA. NCBI's taxonomy places the organism in Eukaryota, Metazoa, Platyhelminthes, Cestoda, Diphyllobothriidea, Diphyllobothriidae. The record is from the annotation of a GenBank genome assembly.